CUCUUUCACUUUAUGAGCAGCUGACAGUCGCCUGACUGGACUGCAAGUCAUAACUUCAGUCAGCUAUAUAACAAGGUCUCUCUAACACAGCCCUGCAUCUCCUACAGGUGGAUAUACCUCAAACUUCACAUCAACACGACAUAGCGGCAGUCAGGAUGAAGCUGUUGCUGCUUGCUGCUGCUCUGGCCGUGGCCAGCUGUGCCACAAUCUCCCUGGAAGACCUGGAGUUCCAUGCCUGGAAACUCAAGUUUGGAAGGUCCUACAAUUCUCCGACAGAGGAAGCUCAGCGUAGGGAAAUCUGGCUCAGCAACCGCAGACUGGUGCUGGUGCACAACAUCAUGGCUGAUCAGGGCAUCAAGUCCUACCGCCUUGGCAUGACCUACUUUGCUGACAUGGAAAAUGCAGAGUACAGGCGUGUGAUUUCAAAGGGUUGCCUCGGCUCGUUCAACACAUCUCAGCCUCGCACUGGCUCUGCUUUCCUCCGACUGCCUGGAGUAAUGGAUCUGCCAAAAAGUGUUGACUGGAGGGAUAAGGGAUAUGUCACUGAUGUCAAGGAUCAGAAGCAGUGUGGUUCCUGCUGGGCCUUCAGUGCAACUGGCUCACUGGAGGGUCAGAACUUCAGGAAGAAAGGGAAGUUGGUGUCUCUGAGCGAGCAGCAGCUGGUAGACUGCUCUGGCGACUAUGGAAAUUAUGGUUGUGAUGGAGGACUGAUGGACAACGCCUUUAAGUAUAUUAAAGCUAAUGGAGGGAUAGACACCGAGGAUUCCUACCCUUAUGAAGCUGAGGAUGGACAGUGCCAUUACAACCCUAACACUAUUGGUGCCACAUGCACAGGCUAUGUAGAUGUGAACCAAGGAGACGAAGAUGCUUUGAAGGAGGCUGUGGCCACCAUCGGACCUGUGUCUGUGGCCAUUGACGCUUCUCAGGAAUCCUUCCAGCUGUAUCAGUCAGGAGUAUAUGAUGAGCCACAGUGCAGCAGCUCAGAGUUGGACCACGGUGUACUGGCUGUGGGUUAUGGUAGUGACAAUGGACAUGAUUACUGGCUGGUGAAAAACAGCUGGGGCCUAGAAUGGGGAGACAAGGGAUACAUCAGGAUGAGCAGGAACAAACACAACCAGUGUGGCAUUGCUUCUGCAUCCAGCUACCCCCUGGUCUUACAAAGUACGUGUUUGUUUUACUCUGCUUGUGUGUCAGUCAAGAUGAAGCUGUUGCUGGUUGCUGCAGCUGCUCUGGCCGUGGCCAGCUGUGCCACCAUCUCCUCGGAUGAGCUGGAGUUCCAUGCAUGGAAAGUCAAGUUUGAAAAGUCCUACAUCUCUCUGGCAGAGGAAGCUCAGCGCAAGGAAAUCUGGCUCAACAACCGCAGACUGGUGCUGGAGCACAACAUCAUGGCUGAUCAGGGCAUCAAGUCCUACCGGCUUGGCAUGACCACCUUUGCUGACAUGGAAAAUGAAGAGUACAGACGGAUGAUUUCCCAGGGUUGCGUUGGUUUUUUCAACACUUCUCUUCAUAAAACUGGCUCUGCUUUUCUCCGACUGCCUGAAGGAAUUGAUCUGCCCACCAGUGUUGAUUGGAGGGAUGAGGGAUAUGUCACUGAAGUCAAGAAUCAAAAGCAGUGUGGCUCCUGCUGGGCCUUCAGUGCAACUGGCUCGCUGGAGGGUCAGAACUACAGGAAAACAGGAAUGCUGGUGUCUCUGAGUGCGCAACAGCUGGUAGAUUGCAGCAAUUCAAAUUAUGGUUGCAAGGGAGGGUGGAUGAACAACGCCUUUUGGUACAUUUCAACCAACGGAGGGAUAGAAAGUGAAAACUCCUACCCUUAUGAGGCUAUGGAUGGCAUGUGCCGUCACAAUCCUGCCUAUAGCGCUACCACAUGCACAGGCUUUGUCAACUUGAACCGAGGAGACGAAGCUGCUUUGGAGGAAGCUGUGGCCACCGUGGGACCUGUGUCUGUGGCCAUUGAUGCUUCUCAUCCAACCUUCCAGCUGUAUCACUCAGGGCUGUAUGAUGAGCCAGCAUGCAGUAGCACAUUGUUGAACCAUGCUGUUCUGGUUGUGGGUUACGACAGCCGUUCCUUGAUCUAUAAUCGGUACUGGCUGGUCAAGAACAGCUGGGGCCUCGGAUGGGGAGAACAGGGAUACAUAAGGAUGAGUAAGGACAAAUAUAACCAGUGUGGCAUUGCUACUACAGCUAGCUACCCCCUGGUCUGAGCAGUCUCGGUGGAACAACCCACCACAUGUCCUGUUGAGGGUACGACAACUCCGCAGAAUAUGUUGCUUGAUGCAGCGUGCAAAUGCAAAGGAUGAGUCUUGCACCUGAUACUUGAAGUUGUUUGCUUUUCCAGACAGAAAUUCAAGGUCAAAAGACAACAUAAACAUAACUAUGAAAAAUGUUAUCCUCUUCAGCUUAUUGCUUUUCAAACUGUGCAUUGUAUUCUUUAAAACAAUUGAUUAAUGUGUGCUCACAUCUAUUGUAAAUGUCUAAAUUACAACUGUCUUAAGAUCCCCCGAGUACAUGAAGUAACUUACACUUAUCUGCCCUUUAUGUCUACCAAGCAGGUAACCUCAGCCAAGUCUGAGUUUUACAAUAGCUGUGCAAAACACAUA
This is a messenger RNA of Eleginops maclovinus (Patagonian blennie), 2600 nucleotides long. RefSeq names its product cathepsin L.1 (gene ctsl.1). The transcript is spliced from 16 exons. Gene Ontology annotation, cellular component: lysosome. The record is from RefSeq and is a predicted model, not a curated record. Gene Ontology annotation, biological process: immune response; positive regulation of apoptotic signaling pathway; positive regulation of peptidase activity. NCBI's taxonomy places the organism in Eukaryota, Metazoa, Chordata, Actinopteri, Perciformes, Eleginopidae. Gene Ontology annotation, molecular function: cysteine-type endopeptidase activity; cysteine-type endopeptidase activator activity involved in apoptotic process. The coding region runs from base 156 to 2204 and encodes 682 amino acids.